This is a messenger RNA of Abrus precatorius (Indian licorice), 1297 nucleotides long. Its product is annotated as 2,3-dimethylmalate lyase-like. Lineage: Eukaryota; Viridiplantae; Streptophyta; Magnoliopsida; Fabales; Fabaceae. Bases 122 to 1024 code for a protein of 300 amino acids. The record is from RefSeq and is a predicted model, not a curated record. Gene Ontology annotation, molecular function: catalytic activity. The transcript is spliced from 4 exons.
CGAGCGUUGACGUCUCGAGUCUUUCACUUUAACAGUUAUAAAUGAAUGAGAUAAACAAAGGGAGAGAGACAGAGACUGAAAAUCAGGUUCUCCUCCAUUGAGUUGCAAUCGAAUCUUGUAGAUGGCGAGUGUGAGAGAGGAACCGGCGAAGGUGCUUCGUCGAAUCAUGGAGUCGCCGGGGGUUCACCAAGGCCCCGCUUGCUUCGACGCUCUCAGCGCCAAACUCAUUCAAUCGGCUGGCUUUUCCUACUGCAUCACCAGCGGCUUCUCCAUUUCAGCUUCCAAGCUGGCUCUCCCAGACACCGGCUUCAUCUCUUACGGCGAAAUCCUCGAUCAUGGCCGUGUCAUCACUCAGGCCGUCUCCAUCCCCGUCAUUGGCGACGCCGACAACGGUUACGGCAAUGCCAUGAACGUCAAGCGAACCGUCAAGGGUUUCAUCGCUGCUGGCUUCGCUGGAAUCAUUCUCGAAGAUCAGGUGGCGCCGAAAGCGUGUGGACACACGCGCGGGAGGAAAGUGGUGUCCCGAGAAGAGGCGGUUACGAAGAUACGGGCGGCGGUAGACGCGAGAACAGAGAGUGGCUCCGACAUUGUGAUUGUGGCGCGUACGGAUGCUCGGCAUGCUGUGUCGUUGGAGGAAGCGUUGGUGAGGUGCAAGGCGUUUGCAGAUGCAGGCGCUGAUGUUCUCUUCAUAGAUGCCCUCCUUUCAGUGGAAGAGAUGAAAGCCCUUUGUCAAGUUUCUCCACAUGUUCCUAAAUUGGCCAAUAUGCUGGAAGGAGGAGGCAAAACGCCAAUACUUAAUCCUCAGCAACUUGAAGAUGUUGGUUAUAAACUUGCUGUUUAUCCACUUUCCUUGAUUGGGGUUUGCAUCAAAGCUAUGCGGGAUGCACUCACUGCCAUUAAAGGGGGCGGAGUUCCUCCUCCGAAUAUCAUGCCAUCUUUUGAGCAAAUUAAGGAUAUUGUAGGCUUCAACGAUUAUUAUGAAGAAGAGGCGCACUAUGCUAUAAACACCAAUCAGCAGCUUUAAAAGAGAGGUUGGAGUGACAAACUCAUACAAGUUACACCCUUUUACAAAGGGCAUUCUAGUGUUGUCAUAUGGUUUUCAGAGUCUUGUGCGAUUAGUCUAUGCUUUUAUUCACCAUGUUUCUGGGUUAUGUUCAGCCCCGAAUAUUCUAUCUGCUCACUGUUUUAUCAAAAUAAAAGCCAUCUGAUUCUAGGGAAAAAUCAAAGACAGAAGUAAGUAUCUCAUGCUGAUUUAUAUUCAUAUUGUAAAUGCAUAUUUUGCUUUCCGUUCAUGCAG